Siniperca chuatsi (mandarin fish) is the source of this 4988-nucleotide messenger RNA. RefSeq names its product exportin 1 (CRM1 homolog, yeast) b (gene xpo1b). NCBI's taxonomy places the organism in Eukaryota, Metazoa, Chordata, Actinopteri, Centrarchiformes, Sinipercidae. Gene Ontology annotation, molecular function: small GTPase binding; nuclear export signal receptor activity. Gene Ontology annotation, cellular component: cytoplasm; nucleus. The transcript has 25 exons. Bases 399 to 3623 code for a protein of 1074 amino acids. The record is from RefSeq and is a predicted model, not a curated record. Gene Ontology annotation, biological process: ribosomal large subunit export from nucleus; ribosomal small subunit export from nucleus; protein export from nucleus.
GAAAACUAAACCGAGAUGGAAUCUCCCAGUCUGAACCGGUUUCAACCGGUUGCGAGUUAGUUGCUUGAGAGAGGAGAGGAGGCGCAGGCAUACAAUCUCUACACCGCCCGCUGGAAAAUUAUUAGAGUAACAAAUUAAUUAGUGAAUCAAGGUUUACUUUGUUUCGUAAAAUGUAUCGGAGUGACAAAUUCUUGGGUUUGCUGUGAUAGUAGUUUUGGAAUCCACAUCAGUGGUUCUUACCAGCCAGACAUCACUCACUACUGGAACUGGAGAUAGUCAACGCUGCAGAAAUAGGAAAUCUUUUCUAAUCAACAGUGAUACUGAAGCCCUCACUAUAUCUUGUAGCGUCUUUGGCAAACGCCACUCUUUUCAGUCAGAGCCUUGGACUUUAGAGCUCUAUGCCAGCAAUUAUGACAAUGUUAGCAGACCAUGCAGCACAGCAGCUGCUGGACUUCAACCAGAAACUGGAUAUCAACCUGCUGGAUAAUGUGGUGAACUGUCUAUAUCAUGGGGUGGGACCACAGCAAAGAAUGGCACAGGAAGUGUUGACACACUUAAAAGAGCACCCGGAUGCCUGGACGAGAGUGGACACCAUCCUUGAGUUCUCCCAGAACAUGAACACCAAAUACUAUGCUCUUCAGAUUCUGGAAACGGUUAUCAAAACAAGAUGGAAGAUUCUUCCCAGGAAUCAGUGUGAAGGUAUAAAAAAGUAUGUUGUUGGUCUCAUUAUCAAGACUUCAUCAGAUGCAUCAAAUGUGGAGAAAGAAAAGGUGUACAUUGGGAAGCUGAACAUGAUCCUUGUUCAGAUCCUGAAGCAGGAGUGGCCCAAACACUGGCCCACCUUCAUCAGUGACAUUGUGGGUGCAAGUCGUACCAGCGAGAGCCUUUGUCAGAACAACAUGGUCAUUCUCAAGCUGCUCAGUGAGGAGGUCUUUGACUUCUCCAGUGGCCAGAUGACCCAGGUCAAAGCCAAGCACCUAAAAGACAGCAUGUGCAAUGAAUUCUCGCAGAUAUUCCAGCUUUGCCAGUUUGUUAUGGAAAAUUCCCAGAAUGCCCCCCUGGUACACGCCACUCUGGAGACCCUCCUACGUUUUCUCAACUGGAUUCCUCUGGGAUACAUCUUUGAAACCAAGUUGAUCAGCACAUUGGUGUAUAAGUUCUUGAAUGUGCCCAUGUUUCGCAAUGUGACACUGAAGUGCCUCACUGAGAUUGCUGGUGUGAGCGUCAGCCAGUAUGAGGAGCAGUUCGUCACACUCUUCACCCUGACCAUGUGUCAACUCAAACAGAUGCUGCCUCUGAACACCAACAUUCGGCUGGCCUACUCCAACGGGAAAGAUGACGAGCAGAACUUCAUCCAAAACCUCAGUCUGUUCCUCUGUACUUUCCUUAAAGAGCACGGGCAGCUCAUUGAGAAGCGGCUCAACCUCAGAGAAACAUUAAUGGAGGCCCUCCACUACAUGCUGCUGGUGUCAGAAGUGGAAGAGACUGAGAUCUUCAAAAUUUGUCUGGAGUAUUGGAACCACUUGGCUGCUGAGCUGUACAGAGAAAGUCCCUUCUCUACGUCCACGUCCCCCCUGCUCUCUGGCAACCAGCACUUUGACGUGCCACCACGCAGACAGCUCUAUCUGCCUGUACUCUCCAAGGUGCGUCUGCUGAUGGUAAGUCGGAUGGCCAAGCCGGAGGAGGUAUUGGUGGUGGAGAAUGACCAGGGAGAGGUGGUCAGAGAGUUCAUGAAGGACACCGAUUCCAUCAACCUCUACAAGAACAUGAGGGAAACCCUUGUGUACCUGACUCACUUGGACUAUGCGGAUACAGAACGCAUAAUGACAGAGAAGCUUCACAACCAGGUGAACGGUACCGAAUGGUCCUGGAAGAACCUCAACACGUUGUGCUGGGCCAUUGGAUCCAUCAGUGGGGCUAUGCAUGAGGAGGAUGAGAAGAGGUUCCUGGUCACUGUCAUCAAGGAUCUGCUGGGUCUGUGUGAGCAGAAGAGAGGAAAGGACAACAAGGCCAUCAUUGCCUCCAACAUCAUGUAUAUUGUUGGCCAGUAUCCACGCUUUCUCAGAGCCCACUGGAAGUUCCUCAAAACUGUGGUCAACAAGCUCUUUGAGUUCAUGCAUGAAACCCAUGAUGGUGUUCAGGACAUGGCCUGUGACACCUUCAUCAAGAUUGCCCAGAAGUGCCGGCGCCAUUUUAUCCAGGUGCAGGUGGGAGAGGUGAUGCCCUUCAUCGACGAGAUCCUCAACAACAUCAACACCAUCAUCUGUGACCUUCAGCCUCAGCAGGUACACACGUUCUAUGAGGCAGUAGGUUAUAUGAUUGGGGCCCAGACAGAUCAGGCUGUUCAAGAGCACCUGAUAGAAAAAUACAUGCUGCUGCCCAAUCAAGUGUGGGACAGCAUCAUCCAGCAGGCCACCAAGAAUGUGGACAUCUUGAAGGACCCAGAGACUGUGAAACAGCUGGGCAGCAUCCUGAAGACCAACGUCAGAGCCUGUAAGGCUGUGGGACACCCCUUUGUCAUCCAGCUGGGACGGAUUUACCUUGACAUGCUCAACGUCUACAAGUGCCUCAGCGAGAACAUCUCUGCUGCCAUUCAGACAAAUGGUAAGGGAGGUGAGAUGGUGACGAAACAGCCCUUGAUCCGGAGUAUGAGAACAGUGAAACGAGAGACACUGAAACUGAUCUCAGGCUGGGUCAGCCGAUCAAACGACCCACAGAUGGUAGGGGAGAACUUUGUUCCACCGCUGCUGGACGCAGUCCUCAUUGACUACCAGCGCAAUGUCCCCGCUGCCCGUGAACCCGAGGUCCUCAGCACCAUGGCAACCAUCGUCAACAAGCUGGGGGGACACAUCACCAGCGAGAUACCUCAGAUCUUUGAUGCCGUCUUCGAGUGCACCCUAAACAUGAUCAACAAGAACUUUGAGGAGUUCCCAGAGCACAGGACCCACUUCUUCUACUUAUUACAAGCUGUAAACUCUCACUGCUUUCCUGCAUUCCUCGCCAUCCCCCCUGCCCAGUUCAAACUGGUGCUGGACUCCAUCAUCUGGGCCUUCAAACACACUAUGAGGAACGUGGCUGAUACUGGUCUGCAGAUUCUGUACACGUUGCUGCAGAAUGUGGCCCAGGAGGAAGCAGCCGCUCAGAGUUUCUAUCAGACGUAUUUCUGUGAUAUCCUACAACACAUCUUCUCUGUGGUCACUGACACAUCACAUACUGCUGGCCUGACGAUGCAUGCGUCCAUCCUGGCCUACAUGUUCAACCUGGUGGAGGAGGGGAAGAUCACUACAGUGCUAAACCCUGCCAGCCCCACCAACAACCAGGUGUUCAUUCAGGAAUACGUGGCUAACCUGCUCAAGACGGCCUUCCCUCACCUACAAGAUGCUCAGGUGAAGGUGUUUGUGACCGGGCUGUUCAGCUUAAACCAGGACAUUCCUGCCUUCAAGGAGCACCUUAGAGACUUCCUUGUCCAGAUAAAGGAGUUUGCAGGCGAGGACACCUCAGACCUGUUCCUGGAGGAGAGGGAGGCGUCACUUCGUCAGGCCCAGGAGGAGAAACACAAGAUCCAGAUGUCAGUCCCGGGCAUCCUCAACCCUCACGAGAUCCCUGAGGAGAUGUGUGACUGAGCACCAGCUCAACCAAACUGUACAGUACUCCAAACAAAAAAAAACAAACAAAUAAACCCUAACCACAGCAACCACAACAAAACCCAAGAGAGGCACUUGAGUGUGGCGGGAGGCCGCUCACCCUCUGCAGAGCGGGCCGUCCCAUUGGAUGUUUGUUGACCAAAACAAUGCCAACAAAAUGUAAAUGAUUACCGCGUCACCCUGUGGCCCUUUUUACAUAAUCUGCGUUUUCUAUGGAGACUUUUUGUGUAAUAUCUUUCCAGAACUGUUCAUCUAAGCUUAUGUUUUGUUGGUCUCUGGCGCAUCCCAAGACCUGCAUGAUGAAGUUGUAAUGAUUAGGACACCUUAACCAUCUUGUUUAUGUUCUGUUCCCUCCACCCCCAUGUUCUUUUUCCCAGUUCUUCCCUUUCCCCAUAUAUAUAUAUAUAUAUAUAUAUAUAUAUAUAUAUAUAUAUAUAUAUAUAUAUAUAUAUAUAUAUAUAUAUACACACACACAGUCUGAGCAGGGUUUUUAUGAAAAACGGCAUAUCUUUCAAGUCGGCAUAGAGGCGUCUAGACCUGUGGUGUGACAGACAGCAAGUGUUCUUUAGGGGCGCACACACCACUUGUUUGAUGCCCCAUGACAUUGUGGGAGAAUGUGAAUCUAACGGAUAAUGAAUGAAGGUCGAAAGAUGCUGCUUCACUUAUCAGCAUCUGUUGCUCAUGAAUUAUGCUUCACCUAAAAAAAACAAACAAAAAAAAAACAUGUUGCCAGCAGGAGGUUUUUUUAGGGAAAGCAAAACCGAAUAUGUGCAUAUCAUCCCAAUUGUAUAGCAUCUUUAAUACCAUGGGAACAUUUUUUUUUCCUUUUAUUCUAUUGUUUCUUUUUGUUGUGGGUGUGUGCGCGUGUGUGCUGUCGCCUAGUCGACAUCAGCGUUUUGUUUUCCUCUAAGAGGAUUGUUGCUCACUUGUGAGCCUUCAUUAAUGGGAUGUUUUAAGGAAGUGGCGGAGGUAUUUAUGGGUUCUUAGUUGGUUGCAUCUUUAUAACAACUCCUGUUUAACUCAGAUGGCUUUGAAGAUUUUGAAUUGUACUAAUUUAGAUUGUUUACCAUGCAGUAGUGCUUCAAGACACUACCUUUAGAGCAAAAUGAAAAAUAAAACUGGGUUUACAUUUAAUUGAGUAUUUUUCAUUUGUACCUGUUUGAGUUCUGUCCAAAUAAAGGCUUUUUGUCCAGAGAGCAAAUUAAUUGCCAACGAGUUUAAUUAGGAAAAGAAUGUAUAAAUCCAAAUAAGUACCCAAUCUCUUAUGGCAAAUUUCCCUUCUCAAGGUGUUUCAUUUGUUGUGAACUUUUUGAACUGAUUAAAGUUGAGAAUUUUAUAACCCUG